CUCGCGCAUGCGCCUCCACUUGAAUGAUGAAGCGACUUUGAUGGAGAUCAAUAUGCCAUGGCUGGUUGGCUGGGUAUAAGAAAAGAAUGGAGAUGUCCUCCGCAUUUCUGCUCCCGGCUAUCCUGGUCUUCGUCCUCGUUCUCCUAGUAGUAUUGCUAUUGCCGACAACAUUGACGCAGAAAAAGAAGCAACAGCAGCUAUUUCCACUGUCCAAAAUAUUGAUACCUCACUUCUACUUCAAACAACAACAACCGUAUCAACUACACCAACAGAUUGCUGCCUCUAUAUUCUUCCCAUUUGCUGUUUAGCAGUUUUCGCCUACCAAUUUCUCAUUGAUAUCUUUUCUGCACUUAAUCUAAUCCUUUUCCCCCUCGUUAACUUCAUGUUUUGUCAUUUCUAAUUAUUUGCUUCCACCGAUUCUUAUUUGGCACCUCUUUUACUCCUUGGCGAAACUAAAUGUUUUUUUAUGUUUGUUAUUCGCUUUGUUAAUAUUAUAAGUACAACAUGACACUAUACUUGCUUUAUGACAAUAUAUAGUUUUGUUUAAUACUUAAUAUUAUUCUUACUACUAACUUCAGCAUUGUAAGCUAUAUAUAAUAAUAAUAUACUCGAUGAAAGUAGUCAUAUAAACACCAUUAAGAAGAGAAAAAAAUUAUUUGCAGUCUUCAAUAAUAUAUUUAGGAGCUAAAGCUCAGAAUAUAACGAGUAAAAAGUUACAUAUAUAAUAUGCUAUUUACCUUAUUAAUUAGACAUAUGUAAGCCGUACGCGAGCAAUUGCAGAAUAGCGAGGCAAAAUUAAAGAAAGAGCACUUGUUUCUUAUUGUUUUGUAAUAUCAACAGUUUGAUAUUAUCUACAUAGAAUUAAAAUUAUCUUAUAAUUUAUCAAACUAUUUUCUAUAGUUUACGAUAAAUUAUCCUACGCACUAACUUUACAUUAGUAAAUUCUUGCAAAUAUUGUUCAACUAUAUUGUAUUCUAAACUAUCGCUUUCUUCGUUUAUGUUUUUUCUUUCUGAACGGAAGGGGGAAAAUAGUUAUAAAAUAAAAUAGAAAGAGGAGAUAACAUAAAUUGAUGUUGCAAUUAACCGUAUUCCAGUAUCCUUUUAAUUUACAUUCUCAAUUUUAGGCUGUGACUUUCGUAUUUACACGCACCCACACACGUGUAUAUAUAUAUAUAUAUAUAUAUAGGUGUGUGUGUAUAUAUAUAUAUAUAUAUAUAUAUAUAAUGUGCAUAGGUUUAAGGAAAGACAUAAUACCUGAACACACACAUAUAUAAUAUCUAUAUCUAUCUAUAUUUAUAUAUACACACACAAACACACACACAUGGAAGGAUAUAAAUAUGUGUGUGUGUUACGUAUAUACCGUUAAGUGGUUCUCUCUCAGUGACAAGCUGAACUGACGAGAAAGUACAGUAGUCUCGCUUUGCCAGCAACACUUGCUGGUUACUUUCUAUGGGUGGGUAGCUAAAUUAUUAUUAUUUGUAAUUGUAACAUACAUACAUAUUAAUUUCUCUCUACGUAUAGUUUAAUUUUUUGGCGAGCUUUUUUUUUUUUACUUCUUAAAAAGAAAAUAAAAAAAAAAAACCCUCAUGACCAAGGGACAGAAAAAAAGAGGGAAAUCUAAAGACUAUCUCUUAUUCAAACCCAUUAAGAGAAUAAAAAUUAAAGGUGAUAAAUAUAUUUAAUUAAUCAAGACUUUUUAAAAAACACAGAACAUAUUUUAAACCAAAGAAGCGAGGAAUAGUGGAGUGGAAAAGCAAUUUUUUUAAAAAAUACAAACGAACCAACAAAAAUACCAAGAAGAGAUAAAAUAUAACAUAAGAAAACAACUAUGGAUCCAGAUAUGGGGGAGACUGUGUAUGGAACCCAAGAGGAAGGACACGUUAUGUCGGAGAAGGUGCAGACACUGGCAGCUAGCGUCUACAAGGAGUUCGAACGGAUGAUCAAAAAAUAUGACGAGGACGUUGUCAAAGAACUGAUGCCGUUGGUGGUUGGCAUUCUGGAGAGUUUAGAUAAUGCAUUCUCAGACAAGCAACAAAUAGAGGUCGAGUUAGAACUGUUGCGAGAUGAUAAUGAACAGCUUUUAACACAAUACGAAAGGGAAAAACAGCUACGCAAGGCUGCAGAACAGAAAUUCUUUGAAGUUGAAGAUGCAAUUGAAGGAGAGAAAAAAGAACUUCAAGACAAGGUUGAAAGCUUGGAAUCUAUUGUGAGAAUGUUAGAACUAAAGGCCAAAAAUUCAGCAGAUCAUGUUUCUCGUUUGGAGGACAAAGAGGCAGAAAUGAAGAAAGAAUACAGCAAACUACAUGAGAGAUAUACUGAGUUGUUCCGAACUCAUAUGGAUUAUAUGGAACGUGCUAAAAUUGUGAUGGGCACAGACAGACUUGCUGAUCUUGCCAAUAGUCCUCGCGUAAAAAGUGGCUUCCAAUUACCAAACUUACGACCCGUCAAUGUUAAUAUCUAUGGCGGGGCAGGAGACACACCAACAAAGAGUGAAAACAGCCCUGUUGGUUUCGAUGUGACAUCACCAGGACGUCCUCACUCUUCGAAUACAAGUCUUAAAAGUGAGCUUAGUGAUGCUGAGUCACCAGAGAAAAUAUCUAAUCGCUUAAGUAAGAGUAUAGAGGUGGAAUGUAAAACCCAAACGACGGAGAAAAGUCAAGUAACUGAUGCAAUAGAUGUCCGGGAAUCAGGAACUGCAACGACUUUGCUUUGCUCACUAGAAAUUGCUGAUACAGGUUCAAAAACAGUAGACGCUGGGAAGCAACCUGUUCCUCAAAAUGAAACCACAGCUGUCACAGUAGAUUCUGAGAAGGUUCAAACAGAAAAAUCAGCUGAAGUCAGUGCGGUGGAUGAUAAACCUUCAGAGGUUGAAAAGCAACCUGCUGCAAAUGAUACGAUGCCAGUGAGGGUUCCAGAAGAAAUCAAAACAGCUGCCCCAGUAAAGAACAAAACUGCCUUGAAAUUGAACGAACCUUUACCUCCACUUGUAUUAGACCGUACACCAAAUGCUAUAAUUCCAAACACACCUGAGCUUGAUGAACCUGCAGAAGCUCUAAGCCAAGCUAAUGCAGCAAAUAAAAAGAACGUCAAAAUAAAUAAUGAAUCUAUAUACAAUGAGUUUGCAAUGCAAGAUUCAGAUCUCAUAGGUGAUGUUGACUUUGGUGCUGAUAUAACUGGUAGUGCAGUCAAUCCUGGAGAAUAUGCUUCCUCAGAAAGUGAUAAGGAAAAUGACAGAGAGUCUACUGUGAGCGACAACUUUUUCGGUAUGGGUAAAGAACUUGAAAACUUGAUUCUAGAGAACACUGAAUUAUUGGCUACUAAAAAUGCUUUGAAUGUUGUAAAAGAUGACCUUAUUGCCAAAGUUGAUGAACUUACCAGUGAACAUGAAAUUAUGCGCGAGGAAAUCAAUUCUCUACAAACAGUAAAAUCACGUCAAAUACAGCGCAUCUCAGAAUUAGAAGAUAACUUAAAGAAAGUGAAAGAAGAAUUAGAGAAAAAAUCUCAGGUUGCUCAAGCUGAUGAAGAAGAUGAUAUUCCAAUGGCUCAGAGGAAACGGUUCACACGUGUUGAGAUGGCACGGGUAUUGAUGGAACGCAAUCAAUACAAAGAACGUCUUAUGGAACUACAAGAAGCAGUCAGAUGGACAGAAAUGAUCCGUGCUUCAAGAGAACAUCCAGAUUUAGCUCCAACCAAGAAGAAGUCCUCUAUUUGGAAUUUUUUCAGCAAUCUGUUUAACACCUCCAAUAAGCCUAGCAAGAAACCACUGCCAGUCGCUACCGUACGAUACAAUGCUCCAACCACCCAUGUCCAACCAGUCGGAGACCCCAACAAAAAGCAACGUAGCAAGUAUAACUUGGGAGAAAAGGCAAAAGCCUAUGAAUUUUUACAAGACGAAGGAGUUGUCAGAGAGCAAAACCAAAUGAUUUGUGAUGAUGGAAGAAUGCAUGCAUAUGGAUGGAGUCUUCCAGCUAAAUCCCAACCAACAAUUCCCCGUGAAAUACACAACAAAAGCCACGUACCUGUCCCUGUACCAAUAUAUUGCAGACCAUUAUUAGAGAAAGAACCAGGCUUGAAGAUAUGGUGUGCUGCUGGUGUAAAUUUGACAGGUGGCAGGACAAAAGAUGGCGGUUCCAUUGUUGGAGCCAGUGUUUUCUAUUCUAAUCCACCAUCUGAAGAACUAGAAAAAAAGAAAGAAACCAAAGAUGAGAUUGAAAAGUUAAAUGAAGAACUCAAGGUUUGUGCCUAUGAUUUGGAAUGUUGCUUGGAACAUGAGAAGAACCUAAAGCAAACUGAGAAAGAACAGAUGUCAUCAUUUGUGUGGAUUUGUACCAGCACUCAGCCAUCCAGUAGGGUUACAGUUAUUGAUGCUAACAAUCCUGGAGAUAUAUUGGAAACCUUCAAAGUCACAUCCUCACAUAUCUUAUGUAUAGCCAGUGUUCCAGGUGCCAUGGAGUCUGACUACCCAGUGGAAGAGGACAUUCUGAAAGCUGAUGCCUCUUCUCCUCACACCAAUCCACCCUCGUCACCAGGUGGGUCCGGUAGCACUAACUCAGACAGUGGUAUAGGUGGUAUAACAUUUGUACAAUGUGCAACUGGUGCUGCUAGUAGAACGACCAGCAAAAGUUCUUCACCCACUGAUUCACCGGCUCUAAGAGAGAGCAGUCCUGAUGGCAGAUCUUCAUUGGAAACUGUCAAAGAAGCUGUUAAAACUCUGAAAGAAAAAGUUGAUGACACUAAAGAGGGUGACGAUAUCCCUGAAGAUCGAGGAAAUCCUGAAGGCAGUGAGUCAGUUGAUGCCCAAGGUUCAUUGAUAAAAGCAACUGGAUCACCAGCAUCGUCUGGCACUACUACACCAACGUCGAGUCCUUCACUGGGUCUUGAAAAACGUCUUCUCCAAGAACCGACGGAACUUGUGAAAGAUGGCAUUUCCACUCUCCCGACUGAUAAUGAUUUGCAAUAUGAAGAAGUCGAAAAAAUGAGCAGUGUCUUACCUACAAUGUGGCUGGGCUCACAAAGUGGCAAUUUGUAUGUACAUUCAUCCGUGUCACAAUGGAAACGAUGCCUGCAUUCUGUGAAACUUCCAGACUCUGUGUUAAAUAUUGUGCACACCAAAGGCAGAGUCCUAGUAGCAUUAGCAGAUGGAUCUGUGGCAAUAUUCCAUAGAGCUUCAGAUGGCCAAUGGGACUUGAAGAACUACCAUCUUUUGGAUUUAGGAAAACCAACACAUUCGAUACGAUGUAUGGUCCUUGUUGCAAACAAACUUGUAUGGUGUGGCUGCAAGAACAGUAUCCAUGUAGUGGAUCCUCAGAAUAUGAAAGUAGUUAAAAGUUUUGAUGCUCAUCCUCGGAAAGAAAGCCAAGUGCGGCAACUUGCAUGGGUUGGUGAUGGUGUUUGGGUGUCCAUAAGACUAGAUAGCACUCUUAGGUUGUAUCAUGCCUAUACUUACCAGCACCUACAGGAUGUAGACAUUGAACCAUAUGUUAGUAAAAUGCUUGGUACCGGUAAACUUGGAUUUUCAUUUGUGAGAAUCACGUCUUUGUUGAUCUCUUGUAAUCGGUUAUGGAUAGGAACCGGUAAUGGUGUCAUUAUAUCAGUUCCACUCUCAGAAAGUUCUUUCUCAACAGCAUCUUAUUCGCACCAGGUGUGCUGGAAAUUACUUGGUAACAAGCAACCAGUAAGUACAGGUAGUCACCCAAACCGUCCUGGUAAUGUUAUCAGGGUAUACAGUGAUAGCAAAGGAGAUAAUAUUACACCUGGUACUUUCAUUCCUUACUGCUCCAUGGCACAGGCACAACUUUCGUUUCAUGGACACAGAGAUGCCGUCAAGUUUUUCGUGGCAGUUCCAGGAUCUCCAGUGAAAGGAAUUAGUGCUGCUAGUGUUGAUAGUGAGGGUACAAACAAAAACGUCAGAGAAGCUACACCUGUUGUACAUUCACUGGCGAAAUUGGUAAUUUCUGGAGGAGAAGGAUACAUUGAUUUUCGUACUGGUGAUGGAGAAGAAGACGAUUCAAACCAAGAUGAGGCAAAGAAAAGUUGCUUAAACCGAGGUGAACGCAGCCAUCUGAUUGUUUGGCAGGUUACUUGUCCUGAUUAAUAAUGCUCAUUAAGUGAAACACAGACUAUCCACUUUCAUAGGAGAAGCCACUGGGAAACACCACAACAUACAACAAAUGUACUCGCCCAGACAGUGCAAUGGAAAAAACAUACAACAUCUAGAGUACUUCUCUUUCAGACAGACCAACACUGUGGGGGUGGGAACCCUUCCCUCUAACAAAACACACACACACACAUAUAUACAAACACAUGGUAUCCCUUUUCGGAUCAAUACAGUGGGGGAAAAGAAAAUGAAUGAAAAACAUAUACAAUACACUUUGUCCACUUUCAGACCAGCCCAGUGGAGGGAGUGGAAGGAAACAUUAUAACAUGCAAUGUCCAUUUCCAGACCAACUAAAUAAUGGAACGAUAUAGCUUAAAGAAUCCACUUUCAGACUACUUAAUGGAAAAUAAAAGCAAAAUUAUACACAAGUAUAAAUACAUA
This is a messenger RNA of Octopus sinensis (East Asian common octopus), 6538 nucleotides long. RefSeq names its product C-Jun-amino-terminal kinase-interacting protein 4. Bases 1829 to 6094 code for a protein of 1421 amino acids. The record is from RefSeq and is a predicted model, not a curated record. The transcript is spliced from 33 exons. Gene Ontology annotation, biological process: vesicle-mediated transport. NCBI's taxonomy places the organism in Eukaryota, Metazoa, Mollusca, Cephalopoda, Octopoda, Octopodidae. Gene Ontology annotation, molecular function: signaling receptor complex adaptor activity; kinesin binding; MAP kinase scaffold activity. Gene Ontology annotation, cellular component: cytoplasm.